Molecule: messenger RNA, 2886 nt
Organism: Microtus oregoni (creeping vole)
Lineage: Eukaryota; Metazoa; Chordata; Mammalia; Rodentia; Cricetidae
Product: serine/threonine-protein kinase 32A
Exons: 13
Coding region: 219-1412 (397 amino acids)
Biological process (GO): protein phosphorylation; regulation of signal transduction; G protein-coupled receptor signaling pathway
Molecular function (GO): ATP binding; G protein-coupled receptor binding; G protein-coupled receptor kinase activity
Source: RefSeq, a predicted model, not a curated record
CUGUUAGGCAGGUGUCUUCCGUCCCCACUGCUCUUGACCUGCGGAGUGUGGUCUGCCCCAGCUCCUCGAAUGGAAGCAUCAUCCUGAAGUGAGUGGAAGGGCUGGAGGAAGGACGCGGAGUGGAAACAAGCUAACUUUCCAGGACCUGCACUGUACAAGAAUGAGUAUUUCUUCCAGCAUUCUAUAACUAGAGUAUCCAGGUCAGUGCAGACUUGAUCAUGGGAGCCAACACUUCAAGCAAAGCACCAGUGUUUGAUGAAAAUGAGGACGUCAGCUUCGAUCACUUUGAAAUUCUGCGGGCCAUCGGGAAGGGCAGCUUUGGCAAGGUCUGCAUCGUGCAGAAGAAUGAUACCAAGAAGAUGUAUGCCAUGAAAUACAUGAAUAAGCAGAAGUGUGUGGAGCGCAAUGAAGUGAGGAAUGUCUUCAAGGAACUCCAGAUCAUGCAGGGCCUGGAGCACCCUUUCCUGGUGAAUCUGUGGUAUUCCUUCCAAGAUGAAGAGGACAUGUUCAUGGUGGUGGAUCUGCUACUUGGUGGGGACCUGCGUUAUCACCUGCAGCAAAAUGUCCACUUUCAGGAAGACACAGUGAAGCUCUUCAUUUGUGAGCUGGCCAUGGCCCUGGACUACCUGCAGAGCCAGCGCAUCAUCCACAGGGAUAUGAAACCUGACAAUAUUUUACUGGAUGAACAUGGGCAUGUGCACAUCACAGACUUCAACAUUGCUGCUCUGCUGCCCAAGGAGACUCGGAUUACCACCGUAGCUGGCACCAAGCCUUACAUGGCUCCUGAGAUGUUCGGCUCCAGGAAGGAAACAGGCUACUCCUUCGCUGUUGACUGGUGGUCCCUGGGGGUGACAGCUUACGAGCUGCUAAGAGGCCGGAGACCAUACCAUAUCCGCUCCAGUACUUCCAGCAAGGAAAUUGUGAACAUGUUUGAGACGGCAAUUGUAACUUACCCUUCUGCUUGGUCACAAGAGAUGGUAUCCCUUCUGAAAAAGCUACUUGAACCUAAUCCAGACCAACGAUUUUCCCACUUGACUGACAUUCAGAGUUUCCCUUACAUGAGUGACAUGAACUGGGAUGCAGUGCUUCAGAAGAGGCUCAUUCCAGGCUUCGUUCCAACUAAAGGCAGGCUCAAUUGUGACCCUACUUUUGAACUGGAAGAAAUGAUUUUGGAAUCCAAACCUCUUCAUAAGAAAAAGAAGCGCCUGGCCAAAAAAGAGAAGGAGAUGAGGAAAUGCGACUCGUCUCAGACCUGUCUUCUUCAAGAGCACCUUGAUGCCGUUCAGAAGGAAUUUAUAAUUUUCAACAGAGAAAAAGUAAAAAGAGACUUUAAUCAAAGACAAGCAAAUCUAGCCUUGGAACAAGCCAAAAACAACCCAGAAGAAGAAAAUGGCCAGAAUAACAAUCUGUGAAGCUUCGUCAUCUUCGGGGGACAGUUCUCGGCACCUGGCCAGAAACUUCUCCUUAUUGCAUCCAGAAGAGCUAACAGCAGUCCUUACCUCUCCACACCUCAUGACUUAGAGAAUGUGAAUGAAUAUCCUUCCAAGGUGGCAACACUCUACAGUGAAGGGAGCCCUGGUUCUGAGCUCCUCAGAUCUGACUGCUCCACAUUGAGCCUGUGACCUUAAGCCAGUCAUUGAACAGUCAUUGAACUUCCUCCUCUGUUUUAGGUCACUGCUUGGAAGGUAGAGAGUUCUGUCAGCCUUUAGUCUGUUAAUGCCACAGUUACUGUUCUAAACAACCUUUAUUUUCAUUUUCAGAUGAAUAUUUCAGUGUAGAUUUAUUUUUUCAUUCUUUUUGAUGACAUUGUGAAAAUGGACACUGUAUGCAGUGAGCCUCUUCAGGGCUAGAGAAUAUCACACAGAGGCCCGAAUUCCAUGGCCUGGUUAGACAGGAAUAGAAUAUUCCAUCAAUAAUAAAUAUGGAGGUCAGAUUCGGAGUAGACUCUUAGGACCUUGCAGGGGGGACCUUUGUUGACACAGCAUCUGUUAGCAAGGACCUAUUGUGCACAUGGCCUCUCAACUUCUCUUCAGGGAUAUGGCCUUGCUCAGUUGAACUUGGUACUGAUAGAAGGAGUACCAAGCAGAAGUUUAAUAAGCACUAAGCAGAAGUUUAGUAAAUGCUGCAAGCUGUGAUAUUUUCAGCAUGGCAGUUGUACAAUAUUCGAAUCUAUUUGCCAAUCUCUGGUAUGCCUGUCCCUUGAGCACCGAUUUUCCUCAGGAUUGUCAGAGACCUGCUUCUGGAGAGGGUCAGAGAGUGCUGCCCCAAUGAUGGCAAGUUUGCUUCUAACAGUUCAGUGACGUCAUACCUCACAGGAGAGUCACCUUGCAUGUUAAAAUUGGAAGCUGGUGAAACUUCCCCUUGAGAAACUCCUAACUCCACAUGGCGCAAGGAAAGGAAAACUUAGCCAGCCCGUUGCUUUUCUGUCAUGAAACGUGUCACUUUUUGUUUUGUUUUGCUUUGUUUUGUCUGGUCCCUUACUUUUCAUAUUGGCCAGCUAAAAUAUGGAACAAUUCACACAUGACCACAGACUAGAAUUACAUUUAAAGCAACAGGAUGCUUACAGAUCCCAGAGGUCAAGUUCAGGUACCCUAAUGUCCCCACAUUAUACUCACUGUGACAUGGCCAGCAGGAGUUGCCUAGCUACUUAAAACAUUACUGAUGUCUCACUCUUUCCCGUCUUCAUAUUUCAAUUGUAUGCAAAGUGUAAUUCAUGUAAAUGUGCGUGUCACGUAACUACACUGUACUGAUGCAAAUGAAAUCUGGAAGGAUCUCUUUGGAUGUCUUACUGGUGCCAUUGGGUAGAAUCAAGAAGGAUGUGGGCUUUAGAAAGCAUUGUUUUCAACUCCUGAAACCGGAGGCCAUCUAGUGGUCAUCAUGAUGAUA